Molecule: messenger RNA, 1377 nt
Organism: Gigantopelta aegis
Lineage: Eukaryota; Metazoa; Mollusca; Gastropoda; Neomphalida; Peltospiridae
Exons: 6
Coding region: 157-1254 (365 amino acids)
Source: RefSeq, a predicted model, not a curated record
ACGGGUUACAUUUUAAAAGCAGCGGAAAAUCAGAAGCGUGCGUUACGUCUGGUAUGGUAAACGUCAAUGAAACUAGGUAAACGUUAUCACUGAUAUGGUACAGAAAACGACGAAUAUCUCAGAUAACAGUUAUAGAUUACGGUUCGGGUACAGUAAAUGGCUCUAACGCCUACCUUGUGUGGACUAGCGUACGAUUGGGAAUACCUUGAACGUGAACGCAACUGGACGCCUUACCGGGUGCCUAGUGCCCCAGCCAUUAGACUUUUAAAAGAAGAUUUUCAUGCGCUUGGAUACGACGAUGCCAAUGGAUCGUACUUUGAUUAUCUUCACUCUUACUAUCUGAAGCAGUCUUAUUCGGCAUGUAAAGGACUGGUACCAAGUCCACACAUACAUUCAAGAUGUCAGUCUACAUUCACAUGGUAUGUUCCAGUUAGAGACCGUGACCCCACGGCUCCAGGGGUCAAGUGUGAAGGUCACCCAUCAUGUACAUUGUCACUGCCAUCUCUCUCCAGGAAUGGGCAGCACUGGGUUGAUGAUGAUGAUGACGCUAACCACAGACUGCCAGACAGUCGUAUCAAGUGGGUGGACGCUCUCAAUGCAUGGGUGUCUGAGAAAGAGUAUACCCAAGGUAAACCAUACAUCACCUUCGUAAACACCCCACCUCGGGUUGAGAAGUACUGCCCAGCUCACGUCUCCAGCAAGGACAGAGAAGGAAAACAAAAUCGCUGUGAGAACUGUUAUCGGUUCCAGAUGCACAUGCACAAAUUUAACAGUACUACAGACAUCAAUAGUAUUCCAUAUCUACGGAGAGCCAUUAAUACGGGUUUACAACAGAAAUCAUCCAUCCAAAACAGAACUGCAGCUGAAAUUGCAGAGAGACGUAAAUCAAGGAAAGCAUAUUCUACCCCAGCCUACAAUUCAGAUGUCAGAAGGACAAGAAUCGUGCGAUUUCAGCCUCCACAUUCACCCGUCCCCACUCCGACAAUAUCACCUCCUGAAGUAGCCUGCCAAGAGGAACAAAAAGACGAAGAUGAAGAAUUAAAAGGAGUAGAAGCCAAGACUAACAAAGAAACAGAACAUGAGUUAGCUGAAUGCCCACAGGAUGGCGGGAAGGAUGAGGCAGAUUGUAGCAGACAGCUGGAAUCUAUAGCUCUUGAUACACUAGUGUCGACAGACAUAGAAGAAGUUAUAGUACAAGAAUCUCAGAUUACACCGGACAUUAAGGGUAAGCAGACAUUAACUAGAACCUCUUGAUACACUAGUGUCGACAGACAUAGAAGAAGUUAUAGUACAAGAAUCUCAGAUUACACCGGACAUUAAGGGUAAGCAGACAUUAACUAGAACCUCUUGAUACACUAGUGUCGACAGACAUAGAAG